Messenger RNA from Cuscuta epithymum, 1458 nucleotides. The record is from the annotation of a GenBank genome assembly. Lineage: Eukaryota; Viridiplantae; Streptophyta; Magnoliopsida; Solanales; Convolvulaceae.
CUUUAUCUUCUCUCAAAAUUGCAGUUACCUUUCAUAACGCAGAGCAGAAUCACCUUUCAUAACCAGAGAGUUGGCCACUUGAAGUCAGUGUGGCUUCGCUCAGACCGGCGGGAUGGACUUCACCGCUGCAUCGCCGCCGUCUUUUCCCUUUGAUGAAAUAACGUGGGGAGAGAUAAUAUCCAAAGAUGUCUUAUCAGUCUACAAUUCUCUACCGAAGAAAGGAAAGCCUCAGGGCCGCGAAGUCACCGUUUUGGCUGCAUUUCUCAUCUCUUCUCCAAAUCACGAACUGGAGGUUGUUUCACUGGGUACCGGGACAAAAUGUAUUGGGCGUUGUCGACGCAGCUCAAAGGGCGAUGUUGUGAACGAUUCUCAUGCUGAAAUUGUAGCUAGAAGAGCUCUUAUGAGAUAUUUAUACGGAGAGAUUAAAAGCCUCAGUGAUGGUUAUCAGAGUCAUGCUAUCUACCCUAAUAGGGAAAUGUUGGGUACUGCUGGCAACAAAAACUGUCCUUUCAAUUUAAACGGAGAAGAUUUUGGUCAAAGACGAUUAGUUAUGAAGCCGGGUUGGGAAUUACAUUUAUACAUAUCACAAAUUCCGUGUGGAGCAGCCUCACAUAGUUUUGAACUUGCUCCUCAAAGAAUGGACAAUCAGCGUUAUUCCUCCUUGGAGCUCAAUACAACAAUUGAGGGACAGCAUUCAAUUGAUAUUGGCACAGUUUUGAGGAAGCCCGGUCGUGGAGACACGACAUUGUCUGUCAGCUGCUCUGAUAAGAUUGCCCGUUGGAAUGUUGUUGGAGUUCAAGGUGCUCUACUCUCUUAUUUCAUGGAGCCAGUUUACAUUUCUUCAAUAACAGUUGGACAAUCACUUUCAAGUAUUGAGAGCCCCAACAUUCAUGAUCAAAUGAGGAGAGCUGUCUAUGAUCGGCUUCUACCAUUAUCAUCCAAGUUAACUUCUCCCUAUAAAGUGAAUAAGCCCAUUCUCAUGGUAGCUCCAAUACCUUCAAGCGAGUUUCAGCACUCUGAAACUGCCUCAGCAACCCUAACAUGUGGGUACUCUAUAUGUUGGAACAAGUUAGGCUUGCAUGAAGUUAUUCUUGGGACCACAGGAAGGAAGCAGGGUACCUCUGCAAAAGGAGCAUUAUCUCCCUCCACCGAGUCAUCUCUGUGCAAGAAGCGCCUUUUAGAGCUGUUUUGCCCACUUUAUAGUGUUUGGCUGGAUCAGCAUGUUUCGUGUGAGACUUCUUAUCAAGAACUAAAGGGGCAGGCUCUUGAUUACAUUCUAGUUUCAAAAACCUUUAAACAAAGCCCUUAUUUUAAAAACUGGCUUAUGAAACCUCACAACUUUGAGUCCUUCAUGCAUACUGGAAUACAGGGCCAGUUAUUCUUAUGAGUUCACUUCUUUUAACAAAGCUGUUGCUUGAUUGUGCUCUUCUGGAAUAUGCAUUUCCAGCAGUUUCCCAG